Messenger RNA from Gigantopelta aegis, 2580 nucleotides. RefSeq lists its product as uncharacterized. The record is from RefSeq and is a predicted model, not a curated record. The transcript has 5 exons. Gene Ontology annotation, molecular function: GTP binding; protein binding. NCBI's taxonomy places the organism in Eukaryota, Metazoa, Mollusca, Gastropoda, Neomphalida, Peltospiridae. The coding region runs from base 1 to 2580 and encodes 859 amino acids.
AUGACAAAAAAACUCACUGUUAAUUCAGCAUCAGCUCCUACAACUGUAUCCCCACGACAGCCUGGUAAGCCAACAGCUACAGAAGUUGGCAGUGACUACAUAUCUAUCACCUGGGACCAGCCAGAAGAGAAACAUGUCACUUAUUACGAGAUCAAGUUGAAACCAGCAAAAGAAGCAACUUGGUUAAAAGUAACCCAUUUUACAGAUGGUGACUCACCUGUUAAGCAAAUAUGUGAUCUUGACAAUGCCACUGAAUAUGAAUUCAAAGUUCGGGGAUAUUACAAUGGUGAGGAAGGACCAUUUAGUGACAAGAGUGAUCCAAUUAUGACAAAACCAACCUCUUUGAAGUCAUCAUCACCAAUUACAUCUGUAUCCCCCCGUAAACCUGGAAAGCCCACAGAAUUGGAUGUUGAAGAUGACUUUAUCCUUCUUGGCUGGAAUAAGCCAUAUGACAGAAACGUGACAUAUUACGAGAUAAAAUUAAAACAAUUGAAAGAUUCGACUUGGACCAAGAUGUCUAUAUUCACUGACAAUGAGAAAUCCGUCUGCCAUGUGAGUGGUCUGCUGUCUUCUGCAACAUACGAGUUCAAGGUUCGGCCUUACUACGGCGAGGAAGAAGGAGAAUACAGUGAUAAAAGUGACCCCAUAACAACUACGUCAACAGAGGCAAAGAAACAUUCAUCAGCAACACAUGCCAUGUAUGCUACCAAACAGCUUGGACGUGAAACUCGAACCGUUUCAACAAAGCCCAGUAAACCAUAUACUAAGGAUACAGGAAUCGACUAUAUAGAUCUUUAUUGGGAGAAGCCGGAAGAUGAAGGCGUGCUAUACUAUGAAGUGAGGCAUAAACCAUUGAAGGAAUCAAUAUGGAAUGAAAAUUCCGUUUCAACCCAGGACGACACACCCGAGCAGUGUAUACGUGGAUUAUUACAAGAAACAGAAUACGUGUUCAAGGUCAGAGCAAAGUACAAUGAUGUCGAUGGGGAAUUCAGUGAUCAGAGUAACACCAUUAGAACAAAUCAAUCUCCAGCGUUUUACCUUACAAAGUUCUGUACAAAACUGCAGGAUGGAGAGCCAACUUUCUACAAACUUCCACUACAAGAAAACGUAUAUGCCAGAAAUGAAUUUCACAAAACACGUAAAUUCGAAUUUGGAUCAGAGCAGAUUCUAGAAGAUAAGACUAUUAUGAUGAUUGGAGCAACUGGUUCUGGGAAAAGCACUUUGAUCGAUGGAAUGGUCAACCAUUUUUUGGGUGUACAAUGGAAGGACAACUUCAGAUUUAAGCUCAUCGACUUAACAAUGGAGGAAGAAGAAAAACAUGGCAGACAGACGGAGUCACAAACGGAAUGGAUUACAAGUUACCGGGUUCAUCCAAUACACAGUAAAGUGAAUUUCAGUUUGAAUAUCAUCGACACCCCCGGCUUUGGAGAUACACGAGGAAUUGAACGAGACCAUCAGUUAGUGGAGCAGAUUCGAGCUUUCUUCACAUCUGAAGGCAUCAAAGGAAUAGAAACAAUAGAUGCGAUAUGCUUCGUCACGCAGGCCCCUCUUGCAAGAAUGACUCAUACACAGAGAUACAUAUUUGAUGCAAUUCUGUCAAUAUUUGGUAAAGAUAUGGCAAAGAAUAUUGUUGCUAUGAUUACGUUUGCAGAUGGCAAAGAACCACCAGUUCUGAAUGCAUUGAUGCAAGCCAAAGUUCCCUAUAAUAAUCACUUCGUGUUUAAUAAUUCAGCCCUUUUUGAACCAAAUACAGAAGGAAAAUGCAAUACAUUUGCUAAAAUGUUUUGGGAAAUGGGAGCCAUGAGUUACGAUGCUUUUUUUGAAUUCUUACCAACAAUGAAGACUCAAAGUCUACAACUGACAGCACAAGUUCUAAAAACAAGAGAGGAACUCAAUGCAACUAUCCAUGGUCUCAUGCCACAAAUUGAUAUUGGACUUCAUGAACUUGCCACCAUGAAGGCAGAACAAGAUCUUGUAAACAAAUUUGAAAGAGAAAUACGUGAUAACAAAAACUUCCAAUAUCAGGCUGUAGAAUUUCACCAAACCAAGAUACCCUUGGAACGGGGACAAUAUGUGACCAACUGCAGUUUUUGUCACAUGACAUGUCAUUUUCCGUGUCAUGUAGCUCGUAAUGAUCGGAAAUUUUCCUGCUCAGCUAUGAAGGAUGGAAUUUGCAAUAUUUGCCCAGAACAUUGCUCAUGGGAUACCCACAAGUGUAAUGAUCAUCGGCUGGAACUCAAUCCAGUUACUGUACAGAAAACUUACUCUGAAAUGAAAAUAAAAUACGAAUUUGCAGCAAAGGAAAAGGUUUCAAAGCAGCGGAUCCUUCAUUCAAUCAAAAUGAAAUUUUCAAAUAUUAAGAGCAUUGUUCGGAAUAAUGCGAUAAAAGCUAAUCCACUUACUGAAGUACAAUAUGUGGAUCUACUGAUUCAGUCAGAACUGCGGGAGAAAACAUGUGGAUUUAAACAACGAGUUAAAAUGUUACACAUAUUCCGAAAACAAGCUGAACUCACUGAAAGUGCAAUGCGGCAUGAUGAUACAGGGAAAAUACUGAAAGAUCUGGGAUUUGAGGAGCUGUAG